AGCUUCUCCUCGAUUGUGAUCCUGUUCACGGUGGGGUGCGACGCAGCCGUUUGGUCGUCCAUACCAGGCGGGCGGAUCAACACCUUUGAAAAGGGAUGUUUGGGUACUGCGCCGGUGUGGGUGCAACCAGUGAAAAUGUAGAUGCAAGAACGGGGUGCUAUGAACAGGUCAAAAACCGAGAGGUAGGAGGGAAUGUAAAGGGCGAUCACAAGGACGAGGAGCUUAGUUAUGUCUGUGCUGGCAAGACAGCGGAGGGUGGGUUGACUUCUUUAUGUCUUGGGCAUUUGGAAUUGGAACCGUCCAGACUAGUACCCUACCCUAAUCUCAAGAUAAACCUGUCUCAAGAGAAACGACAGUGGGGGUUGAUUGAAGGACCUUGGGGACCUGGACCAGGCGGUCAGAAGCGACUUUGGCUAACUAAGAGAUGGCGUAAGAUGCCUUUACACGCAUCCCUGAGGCUGCGGCAAACGCGAUCUCUAUCUCGCCGAGUUAGUGCGGAAAACGCCAACGCCACCACGACAUGCAGGGAGACAAGAAAGUGGGCAUGGCCGUAAACCCAGCCCCUCGUUACUUCGGGGUCUUCCGGCAGUGGACGCCAUGUGGCAGUGCAGCUUUUGUUUUUUUCUUUGCAUAUGACAUGCCAUGCAGAAUCUUGACUGUCACAGGCUCGAUAUCUAGGCUUGUCCUGUAAGAGAGGGGCUAACGGCCCACGAGUACGGGUAGGCUCGCACUUAUUCGGGUUUGAGGUAUGCGAGUGUGUGCGCGCGCCGGGUGGGAGACACGCCGGAAGGAAGCAGACUAAUUACUACUACGUGGUAGGGUGAGUAACGAGCGCCCGCUGGAUGCCGAAAUGGUGGCGACGGGGAAUGAUUUCUGCUGGGGGUGUGGGUAGGGGUAACUAGAG
Colletotrichum navitas is the source of this 904-nucleotide messenger RNA. RefSeq lists its product as uncharacterized. The coding region runs from base 96 to 554 and encodes 152 amino acids. The record is from RefSeq and is a predicted model, not a curated record. The transcript has 2 exons. NCBI's taxonomy places the organism in Eukaryota, Fungi, Ascomycota, Sordariomycetes, Glomerellales, Glomerellaceae.